Messenger RNA from Paramecium sonneborni, 663 nucleotides. NCBI's taxonomy places the organism in Eukaryota, Ciliophora, Oligohymenophorea, Peniculida, Parameciidae. The record is from the annotation of a GenBank genome assembly.
AGACACUAAUAGAAAUGAAUCCAUUAAAUAAGUAAUUAUUGAGUACUUAUGGCUUAAAAAAGAUAAAGAAAUAAUCCAAUUAUAGUUGAUGCAAGAAUACCUAACAGAAUAAUUAAGUAAAAUGAAGAUAACACAAAUACUUAUUUGGUUUCUUAUGGUAAUAAUUAUGUUUUGGAGGACAAGAACUACAUGGAAGUCAAUUAUCCAGAAUUAGUUGAGGAUUAUAAUUUGUUUAUUGCAACAGGGGAAAGAUAUGAUUAGGAAUUUCUAUAAUAAAAGGCUCUAUAGUUUGCUUUAUUUUAAAUACAGGAAAAUCCAAUAAUAGAAUAACAACUAUUAGAAAAAAAUAAAAAGGUCUAGUCCAAAUAAUAGAGAAAAAAGACAAUAAGAUAUAAGUGUUUGAAUUUUCUUGAUAUAUAAAUAAAUUCAUCUAUGAAGGAUAAAAAGUUAGCAAUUAAGAUGAAAGCUAAUGAAGGCAACAUAACUAAUUUUCCUAGUAUGGAAAAAUUAAUAAAAAUCACUCACGAAUUGUAAACAAUUGGAUAUACAUAAGAUGAAUUGAUAGUAAGUUUUACACUUAAGAAUCAUUAGGAAUGUACAGAAGAUAAGCCUAUAUUAGUAGAUGAUAGUCAAUUUGAUAAAAAUAUAAAGUUAAAUGAUUGA